GCUUUGGGGCUUUGGAUUUCGCGCUGCCAAAAGCGAACGACACACUUGGAGCGAUCGUCCAAGUGCGCGGAUCGCUUGAAGAACGAGCUCAUAUAUAAAGUAAUAUAGUACCGCCAUAUUAAAUAUUUUUCAAGUCCAAGUUAAUGUGAUAUUCGUUAUUGUUGUGCAUAAAGUUUGUUAGCAAGUGGGCAAGGCCGCCAAAAGUGAUCUAAUUAAUAAAGCAAGUUUGUCAGUAGCGGUUAAUAAGCAGAGCCUACAAGAUGGGAAAGUUCGAGUACUCACUGGGUUUAAAUGAGCUCAAAUCCAAGGAGUUGAGAUUAUGGCAGGCCCUAAUUGGAGAAUUCCUGGGAAAUCUUAUUCUUAACUUUUUUGCCUGCGGUGCCUGCACUCAAGUGGAGGAUAGUACCUUCAAGGCUCUGGCUUUUGGCCUGGCCAUUUUCAUGGCUAUAACGAUCGUUGGGCACUUGAGCGGCGGACACGUCAAUCCUGCCGUUACUGUUGCCAUGUUAGUUGCUGGUCGAAUUAGUUUCCUCAGGGCCUUUUUCUAUAUAAUCUUCCAAUGUUUGGGCGCCAUUUCGGGAACAGCAGCAGUCAGGACCCUUAUCGACCAAGAUUACUACAAUGGCCUGGGCCACACUACUCUGGCUCCCAACAUCACAGAGCUGCAGGGUCUGGGCAUCGAGUUCUUCCUGGGCUUCCUCCUGGUUCUAACUGUGUUUGGAGCCUGUGAUCCCCACAAACCGGACUCCCGCUACACGGCGCCCCUGGCCAUCGGUAUGGCCGUGACUUUGGGUCACCUGGGAACCAUACGGUAUACGGGAUCCAGCAUGAAUCCUGCACGCACCGUUGGCACUGCAUUCGCCACCGGAAAUUGGUCUGCCCACUGGAUCUACUGGGUGGGUCCCAUUCUCGGGGGCGUGACAGCUGCCCUGCUCUACACCCAGAUCCUGGAGGCGAAGCCGGAGCCGAAGACGAAUGAGGCCGCCGAGAAGUACAGAACACAUGCCGAUGAACGUGAGAUGCGCAAAUUGGAAAGUGCCCGCGACUUUGCUUAGAAAUGGAAAACUAAGAGUGUCUCGAAUCUGGAGAGAGAAUCUGGAAAGGAUCAAUUUUGAUCAUUGAUUGCAUUCAGCUCUGUGUCUAUCAUACUUAUUACCUAUGUCGUGUAUUCGUUCGUUCGUGUGUAUUUAUGUAUUUAUUCAUGAAACUUUCAAUUUUUUAUUUAACUAAUACUUAAAUGUAUAAGCUGCCGUAAAAUGCAAUUUACAAACUAAAUUACAUGUAAAUGUCUCAUGCCUGCACAAUAAAGUCAAAUGUUUACAUUUAAA
Molecule: messenger RNA, 1328 nt
Organism: Drosophila ananassae
Lineage: Eukaryota; Metazoa; Arthropoda; Insecta; Diptera; Drosophilidae
Gene: Prip
Product: aquaporin AQPAe.a
Exons: 6
Coding region: 261-1055 (264 amino acids)
Biological process (GO): transmembrane transport
Cellular component (GO): plasma membrane
Molecular function (GO): water channel activity
Source: RefSeq, a predicted model, not a curated record